Messenger RNA from Quercus lobata, 807 nucleotides. RefSeq lists its product as uncharacterized. The record is from RefSeq and is a predicted model, not a curated record. Bases 1 to 807 code for a protein of 268 amino acids. Lineage: Eukaryota; Viridiplantae; Streptophyta; Magnoliopsida; Fagales; Fagaceae. The transcript is spliced from 2 exons.
AUGAACAAGGCGUUGAGCCAAGUUUCUAAAUCGCCCUUCACACGAAACAUAGAAGGCGCGAGUCUUCCUCAGCGUUUCCACCAACCCACAUUUACCAUCUAUAAUGGUCAAACAAAUCCAGUGGAACAUGUCAGUCAUUUCAAUCAAAGGAUGGUCAUUCAUUCCAAGGAUGAGGCUUUAAUGUGUAAGGUCUUUCCAUCUAGUUUGGGCCCAGUGGCGAUGAGGUGGUUCAAUGGUUUGAGGGCUAAUUCUAUUGACUCCUUUAAGAAACUCACCCGGGCCUUUGGUGCUCGCUUUAUCACUUGUAGCAGGGUUCCUCGGCCUUUGGGAUCCUUGUUAUCUAUGUCCAUGCGGGAGGGGGAAACUCUAAAGGCCUAUUCAGAUAGAUACUGGGAGAUGUUUAAUGAAAUAGACAAAAAUUAUGACGAUGUGGUCAUUAAUACUUUCAAGGCUAGCCUCCCAGCUGAGCAUGACCUAAAGAAGUCUUUGACUAGUAAGCCUGUUACCAGUGUGCACCAACUUAUGGAUCGGAUUGACAAGUACAGAAAGGUAGAGGAAAACCAAAUACAAGGGAAAGGAAAGACUAAGGUGGUUAAUGCUGUAUUCCGAGAACCAGUACAACAAGUCCUGAAGAAGAUUAGAAACAAGCCGUUCUUUAAAUGGUCGAACAAGAUGGCAGGAGAUCCUAUGAGGCGCAAUCAAAACCUUUACUACCACUAUCAUCAGGAUCAUGGGCACACUACCAAGGAUUGCAGAAACUUGUGGGACCAUCUAGACCAAUUAGUCCGGGAAGGGAAGUUAAAGUAA